Molecule: messenger RNA, 1495 nt
Organism: Drosophila eugracilis
Lineage: Eukaryota; Metazoa; Arthropoda; Insecta; Diptera; Drosophilidae
Product: ketimine reductase mu-crystallin
Exons: 3
Coding region: 328-1386 (352 amino acids)
Cellular component (GO): cytoplasm
Molecular function (GO): hormone binding
Source: RefSeq, a predicted model, not a curated record
UAAGAAACUAAAAGUACUGCCAGUUUUUCAGCUGAAAUUAGCUUUUUUGGCCAAAAAUAUAGAAAAGCUUAUAUCUUACAGAAAAACUGUAAUUGUUUUCUCUAACUUAACAAAUGCUUCCUGACAUUACAAGUUUCUAGGAUUUUGAUUAAUGUAACUAGUUAAUGAUUAGAUAUUCCUUAACUACAUGUCAUCACUAGCCAGCUGAUCUUUAAGCUUUAUGUAAACUAUCACUUACAUUCCAAUUUUUAAAAAAAAAAAAAUACUUAGUCUACGAAAUAAGUGAAAUUAAACCUCUUAAGCUUAUUUUAAAAGGCACUUACCAGAAUGAGCAGCAUUUCGCCAGUUUACUAUAAUGCGGAUGCAGUGCGUCGGUAUCUAACAUGGCCUUUGGUCAAUGCUGCAGUGGAGGCGGCGCUUGUAGCUGUAGUUAAACCAAGCCAAGAUCAGGAGACAAAAUCAUUCACGUCCUUUGCCAUCCAACCGAAAAGGAGUUUCACUGCAUGCGGAAAUGAAUCUGCUGGUAUUCUGUUGACCAUGCCCGCCUUUGUGGGCAACUACAGCCUGGGAUCGAAGGAAUCCCCCCGCUCUACGCUGGCCUGCAAACUGGUGACAUCGUUCUGUGGGAAUCAGAGGCGAGAUCCCCCGCUACCCAGCAUUCAUGCUCAUGUCAUGCUAUUCGAUAAGCAAACCGGUCAACUAUCAGCUAUAAUGGAGGGCACGGAUUUGACCACAUGGCGCACUGUUUCCGCUUCACUGGUGGCCACAAAGUAUCUGUACUUCCGGCGAUUUGGUUUGCAAGCGGAAAAGGAAAGGCAAAUCAAUGUGGCCAUCGUGGGCUGCGGAGUCCAAGGGCAACACCAUGCCGCAGCCUUUUGUGCCAACUUCCGGGUAAAGCAGCUCAAUCUUUACAACCGAACUACGGCGAAAGCACAGAAUUUAGCAGAGAAACUGCAGCGCGAAUUGGGCAACGAAAGCGGGACACAGAUUGCAGUUUCUCGGAGUGCCAAUGAAGCUUGCCAGAAUGCCGAUGUAAUCUGCAUUGCCACGUACUCCUGCGAUCCGCUGGUCCAUCUUAAAGAUCUAAAAGAUAAGCAAGGCGUUCACAUUAAUGCUGUAGGUGCCGGCGAAGUCGAAUUCUCGGAGGUUGCUCCUGAUGUUUACCAGAAGGCUGAGAUCUAUGUGGAUUGCUAUGCCAAUGCCGAAGCCGAAUUGGUAGGUCUUAAAGCCUCGAUCACUGCUGAACUGGGAGCCAUUAUCAACAACGGAAGCUAUCCCGAGGAGUCGGACAUUUCCAUCUUCCAAUCCAUGGGCAUGGCUUCGGAAGAUGCUUGUGUGGCCCAGGCGGUAUAUGAUGCCAUCCUCUCCAGCGCCGAAGAUUCUUGAUUGUCGUCGAGCUGGAAAUCCAUGUUCGGUAUCAGCCCAAUUCAAACCACCGGCUUGUUAACCUUUCAUUUGUAUAUAUGUGUAUAUAAAAAAGCUAUUGGAAACAUAA